UGCGCUUGCGCCGGCGACUGGGCUCGCGGGGGCUGCGGGGGGCGCGAGCGCCGGGGCCGCGCAGAGGCGCGCGCCACCUAAGCGGACGCGCCUCUCCGGUUACGCAGGCGUGCGGCAGCCGGGACUCUCAAGUGGGAACCGAAGGUGCUCGAGCGAGGAACACCUACCUAGAGCAUGAAGAGGCAAGGCGUCUCCUGCGAGCGGAAACUGGCGUGGAUACAGUCCGGGAAGGCUGGAGCAGCAAAUGGAUUUCUCAUGGAAGUAUGUGUUGAUUCAGUUGAGUCAGCUGUGAAUGCAGAAAGAGGAGGUGCUGGUCGAAUUGAAUUGUGUUCUGGUUUAUUAGAGGGAGGCACCACACCCAGUAUGGGUGUCCUUCAAGUAGUGAAACAGAGUGUCCAGAUUCCAGUUUUUGUGAUGAUUCGGCCACGUGGAGGUGACUUUUUAUAUUCAGAUCGUGAAAUUGAGGUGAUGAAGACCGACAUACGGCUUGCCAAGCUUUAUGGUGCUGAUGGUUUGGUGUUUGGGGCGUUGACUGAAGAUGGACACAUUGACAAAGAGCUGUGCAUGUCCCUUGUGGCUAUUUGCCGUCCUCUGCCAGUCACUUUCCACCGAGGGAAAGGAUUACUGGCAGACAUGCAACCAAGAAAAGGAUCUUUCCCACCAUCAUUGCAACAGCCCAAUGUUCAGUCACCUUGCCCAUCCACUUCUAGAAACAUAUCAUCAGUUUUAUUUAUUUCAGCCUUUGACAUGGUUCAUGAUCCAGUGGCAGCGCUAGAGACCCUCUUAACCUUGGGGUUUGAACGAGUAUUGACCAGUGGAUGUGAUAGUUCGGCACUAGAAGGGCUACCUCUGAUAAAGCGACUGAUAGAUCAGGCAAAAGGCAGGAUUGUGGUAAUGCCAGGAGGUGGCAUAACAGACAGAAAUCUGCAAAGGAUCCUUGAAGGUUCAGGUGCUACAGAAUUUCACUGUUCUGCUCGGUCUUCUAGAGACUCGGGAAUGAAAUUUCGAAAUUCCUCUGUUGCUAUGGGAGCCUCGCUUGCUAAUUCAGAAUAUUCUCUAAAGGUAACAGAUGUGGCCAAAGUAAGGACUUUGAAUGCUAUUGCAAAGAAUAUCCUGGUUUAGUCAGACCUCUCUGAGAGACAAGGAUACCAGAGUAUGAAGGUAGAAGUAUAAUCAGCAAUUCUCUGUGACACAGCUUUAACCUUCUUCUCUGUUCAGGACAAUCUUAAGUUUUAUAUGGUCAUGAAGUAUAUUUCUAAGAAGAAAACAGAAAUUGGAACAUAUACAUCACUUCCUUUUCUUAGUCUUGCCAGCCAUUGUUGUCUCCAUGAUUAAGUGUAUUAUGCUUCUUCCACAGAGAGGAUUAGUCAGUUUUCAGUGGAAUUAAUUGAUGAAUGGGGAAAAUUCAACUGCAAGGUAUGAAUUCAGACUGUGACUUCAGGAUCAAUAGCAGUUAUUUUACCUUUUCAUUUGUAAAAUAAAGAUCCUCAUUCUAUUGUGGUAUAGUUUCUUAUUCUUAUUCUGAGUACAUUCUGUAGCAAAGUCUGAAAAAGGAGAUUAUGUUUGAUUUUGGGUUUUUUUUUUUUUAGU
This is a messenger RNA of Castor canadensis (American beaver), 1590 nucleotides long. NCBI's taxonomy places the organism in Eukaryota, Metazoa, Chordata, Mammalia, Rodentia, Castoridae. The record is from RefSeq and is a predicted model, not a curated record.